Molecule: messenger RNA, 1320 nt
Organism: Ornithodoros turicata
Lineage: Eukaryota; Metazoa; Arthropoda; Arachnida; Ixodida; Argasidae
Product: mitochondrial amidoxime reducing component 2-like
Exons: 8
Coding region: 217-1179 (320 amino acids)
Molecular function (GO): catalytic activity; molybdenum ion binding; pyridoxal phosphate binding
Source: RefSeq, a predicted model, not a curated record
AUUCGUUAGAUUCUUUCCCUCCGAAUGCGGUGUCUUCAUUUCAACCCUGUUGCAGCACUCGGGAUGCCCGUAAAUGUCACAAACCCUUUAAUCUGACGGCCGUAAUCUGGAUGCUAAAAUUCGCUGCUUGACUGGUUCACUUCGUGAUAACAGCGCCCGAGAUUGCAACUACCGGAUUUGAUAUAAAGUGCAGCACAAAGUUAUGGUUAGAAGAAAAUGGCAGCCAUUAUUUCACGUGAGGCCGUCGCCAUAGUGGCUACCACAACUCUGGUCACAGGAGCGAUCCUCUGGUGGCUUAGACACAAGGCCAAGAAGUUUGUCCCCGUGGCACGAGUCAAGAAGAUUUUCAUUUAUCCCGUCAAGUCCCUCCAAGGAAUACAAGUUCCGUACGUCCACUGCAUCAGCGAAGGACCAACGUUCGAAGACCUCAGAGACAGGUGCAUGAUGAUAGUUGAGGAUGACUUCUUCGUGUCACAAAGGGAAGAACCGUCCCUUGCUGUGGUCCGGUUGGCCUACAAAGACGGAACGAUAAACGUCAGUGCAGAAGGGAUGCCCGACAUCAGCUUCCCCGCUCUGGACCCAGAUGCGUGUAGCAAGGAGAGAAAAACAGUACGUGUCAGAAAGAACAGCUACGUUGCUGUGGACGUGUCCACCGAGGCUUCGGCCUGGUUCAGGCAGUACUUAAACAAGGACAAUAUCCAUCUAGUGCGGAUCCUGCAAGGAGAAUGCUCCCGCCCUAAGGGCAGCACCACUCCUAUAGUGUUCCAAGAUUCGGCGAGCUUCCACGUAGUCUCCGAAGCGUCACUGCGAGAUCUCAAGUCGAGGAUCCCUGACGAGCCAAUCAGCGAGCGCAAUUUCAGGCCCAAUUUCUUCAUUGAAGGCUCUGACGCCUACGCUGAGGAUACGUGGUCUUACGUGCAGCUAGGCGACGCGAUCAUUGAUUAUAAGGAACGUUGCCCAAGGUGUCGUCUGACUACAGUCAAUCCGGACACCGGAAUCAGAACAGACAAGCAACCACUGGCCACACUUCGAACGUAUCGUACUGACAGAUCAGAGGAAGGCAAAGAAAAGUAUGCAUUAAACCCCCUCUUUGGAGUUCGUUACUUCCUCUUUAGGGAAGGUAUGGUCAGAGUGGGAGACCAAGUUGGUGCAGUAGUUUCUAGUAAACCCUUGGUGUAGUCUUUGAUGUGAACAUCUGAUGAGAGUGUACAUUUCUGCUCAAAUGAUUGGGACGCUUCGGGUAAGAAAAAUAUACGAUGUUGUACGAAUAUUUAUUUUGCGUUGGUGCUCACCUUGUGAAUAAAGUCAUGCAAAAGUGCU